Molecule: messenger RNA, 4302 nt
Organism: Hemicordylus capensis (graceful crag lizard)
Lineage: Eukaryota; Metazoa; Chordata; Lepidosauria; Squamata; Cordylidae
Gene: SRPK3
Product: SRSF protein kinase 3
Exons: 14
Coding region: 90-1712 (540 amino acids)
Biological process (GO): spliceosomal complex assembly; protein phosphorylation; regulation of mRNA processing
Molecular function (GO): protein kinase activity; ATP binding
Source: RefSeq, a predicted model, not a curated record
GAACAGCUACUGCGGGUGGGAAGAGGCUGGGCUGCGCAGGCGCAAGGGAGAGCCUGGCUUCUGUGGAGCUCACGGGGGCUAAGGGGGCUAUGAGCAGCAAGAAAGGCCCGGGGAAUGGCCGGGGCAAGAAGAAGAAGCAUAAGAAGGAGAAGGCGCCGCCCCCUCCGAAUACAGGGAGCGAGACCCCUACGGGGCCGCUGAGUCCCUCUUGCUCAGAUGACACUCCCCGCACACCCCCAGUACCCCCUCUGCCUCUCCCUGCUGCGAUUGGAGCGGGGCUGCUGGGCUCGGAUGAUGAGGAGCAAGAGGACCCCCGAGAUUACUGCCGAGGUGGGUAUUAUCCAGUCAAGAUCGGAGACUUGUUCAACGGGCGCUAUCAUGUGGUGCGGAAACUCGGCUGGGGACAUUUUUCUACAGUCUGGCUUUGCUGGGACAUACAGCGCAAGCGUUUUGUGGCCCUCAAAGUAGUGAAGAGCGCUGUACACUAUACAGAGACGGCCGUGGAUGAGAUAAAGCUGCUGAAAUGUGUGCGGGACUCUGACCCCAGUGACCUCAAGCGUGAGAACAUUGUCCAGCUUAUUGAUGACUUCAAGAUCUCAGGGAUCAACGGUGUCCAUGUCUGCAUGGUCCUCGAGGUUUUGGGGCACCAGUUGUUGAAAUGGAUUAUCAAAUCCAACUACCAAGGACUUCCGAUACCCUGUGUCAAAAGCAUCCUACGCCAGAACGGGAAGCUUUCGAAGAACAAGCGGAAGAAACUGAAGAGGAAGCAGAAGCGGCAGAGCCAGCUCUUGGCGGAGCGGCUCCAGGACCUGCAGCAGCUGGAAGACCUGGCGGCCACAGCGGCUGGGGAUGCCAGCGAGUCCACCACGGCAGCCCAAGAGCUGCAUGAUGGAGCCCCCAUCUCGGUCUCCACCGUUGGAGGUGCAGAGCCCUCUGGAGGGUCCCUGGCCUGCAGCCCCCAGAGCCUGACAUCAUCCUCUGGCUUCUUCACGCACAACGCCUACGACAGCUGCAAUGGGCACUCUCCGCCAGACACUGCUAGCCGCCGCUUCAGCCCCGACUCGGCAACCUCGGGCUUCUCAGGGUCCCUUUUCUCCGGCUCAGCCAUGUCGGGCAUUUCUAACCAGCGAGAGCGUGGAGGCCUUCUCUCGCCCAGCACUUUUGGCACCUCUGAAUUCUUGGUGAACCCCCUGGAACCCCAAAAUGCAGACAAGAUCAGAGUGAAGAUAGCGGAUCUGGGAAAUGCCUGCUGGGUGCACAAACAUUUCACAGAGGACAUUCAGACCCGCCAGUAUCGGGCGCUGGAGGUUCUAAUUGGCGCCAUCUACGGCACUCCGGCUGACAUCUGGAGCACGGCGUGCAUGGCAUUUGAGCUGGCCACUGGCGAUUACCUCUUUGAACCACAUUCGGGUGAGGAUUAUACCAGGGAUGAAGAUCAUAUUGCCCACAUUGUUGAGCUGCUGGGUGAUAUCCCCCCACACUUUGCUCUUUCAGGGCGCUAUUCCCGCGAGUACUUCAACCGGCGAGGGGACCUGCGCCACAUUAAGAACCUGAAGCACUGGGGCCUGUAUGAGGUCCUGGUGGAGAAAUACGAGUGGCCCCUUGAGCAGGCAGCCCAGUUCACAGACUUUCUCUUGCCCAUGAUGGAGUUCAUCCCUGAAGAGCGUGCCACCGCCAGCCAAUGCCUGCAGCACCCAUGGCUCAACUCCUAGGGCCAAAUGUGGCCCCGACUGACCGACUGCUGAAGCAAGAGGACUCUCUAGCCUGGACGGAUUUCCCAUUGCCGGAGUGGAGGGUUUCCUUCUCCCCUUGGUUCCUCCCCCUAAGUGGAGGGCAUUCCAGGACUGGAGACCAGAGGCUGUUCUCUUUGGCUGAUUAGGUGGGAGGCUGUAACACUGGACUGAAUCCCAGUACCCAGAUACUAGUCUGUGGCCAUUUCUGAAGCACAGCCAGAAGAUCCCUUCCCUCUUACUUUCCGAGAGGUUGCCUCCAUAGGAUUGUCAGUAGCCAUUUCCCCCAUGUAUCCCUUGACUGAUGCUGUUUGACUUUUUCAAUUAGCCACAGCGUUCCUUCUAGGUUUCUUCUCCCCCUCCUGCCCCUUUAAGACAGGGGAAAAAAGACUCCCACCCUUCCCAACCCAAAUGGGCAAGAGAGUAGACUUAAACCGGAAUGAAGGAGAAAUAAGUUUUGGAUGGUAAACUGGAAGUUGUGGCUGAAUGUUCGACAAUGCUGGAAAUGACAGUGUAACGUUUUAGUUGUGAGUAGACAGACUUUUGAGAGAUGGUAGAGGCACCACAACUCCUAGUGUAUGCUCCUCCCCUGUCUUAACUUCCACCUAACAUCCCAUCUCCCCUGCCCCGACACCCCAAGCAAAAAUUGUUAUGCAAAUGAAUGAACGUAUGCAAAGUCCUGUGGCCUUGGCUUGGAAGUUUAGUGGUGGAACUGUGGAGGUGUAUAGCAGCAGGGCUACCAUGGGGGACAAAGCAGUAGCAAUAUGUAGGUAGUAAAGUGGAAGGGAGGGAUUCCUAUUCCCAGCCGGUUGUUAGUUCCUGGUAUCUAAUGUUAGGUUGUGCACAGAACCGGUUUGUGCAGUUCGUCCAAAUUCAUUCUGGUCCGUGAACCGGUUCAGUCAAGCCAACUGCCUGGUCCAGUCCACCCGACUGAACCGGCUCGCCAGUUCAAGCCCCUGUAAAGGGGAAUCCGGUGAGGAGUCCCCUUUGCUUCCAGAGGUAAUGAAAGGUGGCAGGGGAGCAGUGGCAACUUUAAAACUGAAAAAGAAGGCCCUUACUAGCAAGCCUGCACAGCACUCCCCCCGCUCCUCAGCAGCAGCAGCGGCACGCAAAUGGCAUGGUCAGCAUGUUGCUGAUCACGCCGCAGAUGGCUUUUGCACAUGCUGAAAAAGUGGAAGGUUCCAAACACAGCUGAAAGAGUGGUGGGGAGUGCCAUGAAGGCUUGCUGGUAAGUACCUUCUCUUUCAGUUCUAAAGGCUCCUCUCUCUCGCCGCUCCCCCACUGCCUUCUAUUAUCUUUGGACGCAAAGGGGGAGCCUCACUGGAUUCCCCUUUACAGGUGCUCAAACCAGUCUGCGGACAAACCGGGUAAGGUCUGGUUUGAUUGCAGACUGGACCCCUUUUGCCAGGGCUGGUCCAGUCCGCGAUUGAAGUGGCCCGGUUCGUUGCGGACUGGUUUGAUCAUGGACUAGUUUGGCACACCCCGACCUAAUGUUUGUGCUCACAGGCUUUGCUAGGAGGAUUCUCCCGGAUUGUGAUGGAUUGUUGUUAAACCAGGGCCUGAUGUAAGAGACCUUUUAUAGUGCCUCCCCUACCCCAUGGGCAUUUUGUGAGCCCUGUUCCCUGCUGCCUGGAUGUACAGGUCUUAAAUUACACUACAGUCCCUAAUAUGCAUGCUUUACAGUAGGCAGGGGCUGAAUUGUGAGAAUCUGUUCAUAAUUUGGCAUUUUAAGAAUCUCAGCCUUUUUAAAAAAAAAUGGUUUCUAAGCUCCUUCCAUUAGGUUUCUUAACGGUUUUACUGCCCGUGAUCAGCUUUUACCAUUCUAAGGCGGAGAAAUCAGCUGCUCCUGAAAGCUUGGUACCAAGGAGCAAAAUGUUCAAGCUACUGUUGUGCCUUUGAGCAGGAGUCUUUCUGCUGUUUGUGAUGAAGGACUGAAUGGGGAAGGUGAACUGAGCCCCUGUAGCCUUUCCCCAGAGUAUUUUGGGCUCAGAUAAAAAGAGUAAUCCACAAGCAGAAGACAGACACAGAAGAAUGCUUAUCCUGGGGUAGGAGGGUUACCGUGGCCAGGCUUCAAGCUAGAGUCCCAAGCCCUUGUUCCUAGCCCAGGGAUAGGAUUGGAACCUAGGAGUUGUGGUUCUGGCUUUUUUUCAUUCUACAGACUCAGACUGUAGCAGAGAGAAAGAGUGUGCGUGGAUGUGUGUGUGAGAGAGAGAGAACAAACAUGCGCAAGUGAGGGCAAAGUAUUUUAGUUAUGGAAAGCAGCUAGAGUAAUGUUACCCAAGAAGAGUGGUGUCUAGUGUCUUUAAACCAAAGUUGUGGCAUAGGAAAACUGAGUGUAGGAAAAUGCUAUUUCCUUGCACUACAGGCAAUCUCUUGAAUGAGAAGCCAGGGCCUUGCUUUAAGUGUGGCCCAUGUGUGCCAGUGUGGGGAAGAGUGUGUGUGUGUGUGUGUGUGUGUGUGUGUGUGUGUGUGUGUGCGUGCACAUGCGUGUGUGUGUGUGUUUUGAACCCCACCCCGCCCCAUGCUGUUGCAGGGACUGAAUUCAAGACUUUUCAUUAAAACAUUUGCAGUA